UAAAUAAAGUCUUUCUGCCACUACAACGCCCCUGGAAACUCAGUGAGACAAACUUUUUCUCCUCCAGACCCGCACGACAGAUCCCAGCAGUCCCACCAUGUCUUUAAUCCAGACUUUAAUGCAGCAAACCGUCUAUCUGGGCAUGCCCGAUGACUCAGUCUUGAAGAGUGAGGGAACGGUGACCGCAGCACCCAAUUUUAGCCCCAGUGGAGAUGCAGCAGUCUUGGACAAGGCCAUCAAAACCAAAGGUGUGGAUGAGAACACCAUUAUUGAAAUUCUGGUCAAAAGGAGCAAUGAGCAGAGACAGCAGAUCAAAGAGGCUUACCAGCAGGCCAGUGGCAAGCCGCUGGAGUCAGCAUUGAAAAAUGCUCUGAAGGGAGAUCUGGAGGAUGUAGUGAUGGGUCUGCUGAAAACACCGGCCCAGUAUGAUGCCUGGCACCUGAAACAUGCCAUGAAGGGUCUGGGAACAGAUGAGGACACCCUGAUAGAGAUUCUAGCUUCCCGAAACAACAGACAGAUGACGGACAUAAAGAAGGUCUACAAGGAUGAAUACAAGAAGGACCUGGAGGAAGACAUCAGAUCUGACACCAGUGGAGACUUCAGGACCGCCCUUCUUGCACUCUGCAAGGCCGGCAGGACUGAGGGAGUUUGUGAGCAGCUGAUUGACAGCGAUGCCAGGUCUCUGUACGAGGCUGGGGAGGGGAGGAAGGGCAAAGACUGCUCCGUCUUCAUUGACAUCCUAACCAGCAGGAGUGGCCCUCAUCUUCGUAAAGUAUUUGAGAGGUACUCAAAGUACAGCAAAGUGGAUGUGGCCAAAGCUAUCGACCUGGAGAUGAAGGGAGAUAUUGAAAGUUGUCUCACAGCAGUAGUGAAGUGUGCUGGAAGCAGGGCUGCUUUCUUUGCAGAGAGGCUCUACUUGGCCAUGAAGGGUAAAGGUACCCGCAAAAAUAUCCUGACUCGCAUCAUGGUGAGCCGCUCUGAAAUUGACAUGAAACGGAUCAAGGAGGAGUACAAGAAAAACUAUGGCAAAACACUCUACCAGGAGAUUCUGGAUGACACCAAAGGAGACUACGAGAAGAUUCUGCUUGCUCUCUGUGGGCCUGAAAACUAACAGCCUGUCACCAGGAUCAAAUCUCAUACAUCUGAAGAUUCACCACAAUAUCCAGCUGUGGAAAAACCACCUGUGGAGAACUGACGAGACAGUCUGGCUUUGACUGUCAUGACAUUUAGUAGAUACAGCAGUGAGCAAAGAUUAACGUGAAGUUGGCACUGCUUUGGCAGAUAUUGUAUUUCCAAGUAAAUUCUUUUAUUCCAGCGUUUCUUCGUAGAUCUCACAGCUUUAUGCCAGUGGGCCUGUGCUCUAGACAGGCUUAGCUUUGCACUACCUAGAUUCCCUAUAUCUGAUGCUCAACGAGAAGCUGAAGUCAGUGAUCACAGUGCAGCUGCUAUCAGAUGUAUACAGAUCAUGUGCCAAUCAUUUAUUGGAAGCAUUACCCUUGAAGGAGCUUGAACGUUAUGCAAAUAAAAGCUUUUUUAUGAAGGCC
Messenger RNA from Amphiprion ocellaris (clown anemonefish), 1544 nucleotides. RefSeq names its product annexin A1a (gene anxa1a). The record is from RefSeq and is a predicted model, not a curated record. Gene Ontology annotation, molecular function: phospholipase A2 inhibitor activity; cadherin binding involved in cell-cell adhesion; calcium ion binding. Bases 98 to 1111 code for a protein of 337 amino acids. Gene Ontology annotation, biological process: cellular response to glucocorticoid stimulus; hepatocyte differentiation; actin cytoskeleton organization. Lineage: Eukaryota; Metazoa; Chordata; Actinopteri; Pomacentridae. Gene Ontology annotation, cellular component: cytoplasm; plasma membrane. The transcript is spliced from 12 exons.